Rotaria sp. Silwood2 is the source of this 756-nucleotide messenger RNA. The record is from the annotation of a GenBank genome assembly. Lineage: Eukaryota; Metazoa; Rotifera; Eurotatoria; Philodinida; Philodinidae.
AUGUCAAGAAUUUCAGGUGAUUGGUGUCAACUGCUUAUCAAUAAAGUUAUAUUCAUAACUGGUGGUGUUGGACAUCUUGCAAAAGCUAUAGUGAAGACAUGUUAUGCUUAUGGAGCUUGUUUUGUUUUAGGUGAUUUAGAUCCGGAAAAAACAAAUAAACUCAAAGAUGAAAUAGUUAAUAACAAGAAUAAGGCAGAUAAUCGAAUACUUGUUGUAAAACUUGACGUGACCAAUGAAACAAGUAUCCAACAAGCUGUUCAAACAACACUAGACAAAUGGACAACAGCCCAUGUUCUUCUCAAUUCUUGGUCUCAUGUAUUUGACGUUAAUGUAUGUGCUUAUGCUGUGAUGGCUAAACAUAUUGCACCUAUAUUUGAAAAACAAGAUAGUGGAUCAACUAUGAAUAUAGCCAGUAGUUUAGGUUUAAUUGCUAUUCCCAAUGCUGUUCCAGAUUCAGCAACAAAGUGUGCUAUUAUUCAAUUAACACGAAAUCUUGCUCUUGAUUUAGGCUCAUUUAAUAUUCACGUCAAUACUAUUAGUUCAGACUCUAUUGAUUCACCUGGACGUGAUGAAUUUGCUAAAAUAAACAAUAUGACAAUAGAACAAAUGAAUGAUAUGUGUUUUCAAGGAAGUUGCUUGAAGCGUAUCGGCCAACCACAAGAUAUUGCUAAUUUAAUCGUUUUUAUAAUAUCUGAUCUGUGUCAAGUUAUGACUGAUUGUAAUUUAGUUGUUGAUGAUGGUAAUUUAAUUAUAUAA